CUUGAUCUGUAGGUCAGCUGACCGUGUGCGUGGCUCUUAGUAAUCUUAUCAAGUGCCUCUACAAGGUUGCCUGCAUAGCGACUGGCAACCUUUGCAGUCGGCCGGACUAUUCCAACUUUCUCAGUUGUGAUUUGUGUUACUGGAUGUACUAUAUAACUCUUCUACCAACAACUUCACGGCCGGUUUCCAAUAACUAUGGUCAACAUACAUUAAGGAGACGUUGUAAUUAUCUGAGGCUAAUUCAAGAUGCAAAAUCUUUCUGCUAUCAGAACGGCUGUCAUUCUGGCGUUUCUCAGCUGCGUGGGAGCCUUGCCGGCUCACCAGGCUCGGGAUACGUCUCCUCUGUACCCCAACAUUGCUGACACCAGCCACGCCUCGGCCACACUCGUCAAUUUCCUCAACGGAUUUUUCACUACCAAGAGCCUUCACAACAUAGAUGGCUGGGCGUCAUACUUUGCACCCAGUGGAGAUGUCUACUUCGACGCUAUAAUCGGCUUCGGGGUGGAUAAGGCAAAUAUUCCAUCUGCCUUUUCGCAAUUUUUGAGCCAGGGCAAGCCGGACGGGAGAUCUUAUCCUCUUACAAUCAUCGGCGAUAUGAACAGUGCGGUAGUUUUUGGCGAAGAUACGCCAGAUAUGUUUGGAUUUGAAACUCGCACUAUCGCUGCCGUGGACUUCAAAGACGGCAGAGUUGCAAGAUGGGUGGAUUACUGGGAUGGACGCCAUGACGGGCUUAUUGCAUUGAAAAGCCCCAGCGACGAGUUCCUCAAGACAUUUGGGGAAUCCAACAUAACAAGGACACCGAAUCCUGUGAUACAGAAUGUUACUUCCCAGCUUAACGACGCCCUUUCGACCGGCAACAGCUUUGCAGCCGCGUCGUUGUUUUCUUUCGAUGCCGUCUUUGAAGAUCGUACAACGCAGACUCGGAUAGAAGGUCGGAACAGCAUACAGCAAUACUUUUCUCGAGCACUGGCCAGUGUACCCUACGGGAACGGUACUACCGUUAGACACGUUGUAGGCUCUUCGAGGGGUGGUGCCUACGAGUGGAUCGGUUCCCUUACAUCACCUACUCAGAAUGGCAUAUCGGGAUUCAAGCUGGACUCUAAUGGCAGCAUCACAAUACUCUCUACUGUGUGGGAUUCCUCGCAGGUGAACAAUUCAACCAUGGAAAUGCUCAUUCAACUUGCCGUUCAACUGUAACAAUUAUAGAUUGGAAGUUGGGUAAAACUUACUAAAAUCCUAUUGUUAAUGUGUUUUAUACUACUCUGGAAGAGAGGUUUUUAGGGUAUCUUUAUAGAGGCUAUCUAUGUAUCCUUAUUCUUGUUAGGUUUCGACAUACUGGGGACAUUGGGUAUACCUUUAUAACUGGAGACUAUCUGAGUGCCGGUCACAGAUGGCGUUUCAAAAACAUUGCCCAUGUUUGAGUUCUCCACACGUACUGUACUUAUACUAGCCGCUACCAUCUAGGUACCAUCGCUGAACAGAUAUUAAAGACUUUCCUUUCC
Molecule: messenger RNA, 1502 nt
Organism: Trichoderma atroviride IMI 206040
Lineage: Eukaryota; Fungi; Ascomycota; Sordariomycetes; Hypocreales; Hypocreaceae
Source: RefSeq, a predicted model, not a curated record